This is a messenger RNA of Tetranychus urticae (two-spotted spider mite), 4925 nucleotides long. RefSeq names its product cell adhesion molecule DSCAM-like. Gene Ontology annotation, cellular component: axon; plasma membrane. Lineage: Eukaryota; Metazoa; Arthropoda; Arachnida; Trombidiformes; Tetranychidae. Gene Ontology annotation, biological process: homophilic cell-cell adhesion; dendrite self-avoidance; axon guidance. Gene Ontology annotation, molecular function: cell-cell adhesion mediator activity. The record is from RefSeq and is a predicted model, not a curated record.
UUUUUGUAACCAAAGUAUCAUCAUCAGUGAGUUUGUCUCUCAUUUCAACUCGAAUGUGUCAACGAUUUCGGUUGCAACUGACAACUUUACCAAUCAAUUGUUUCCAUUUCAAAUUGAUUAAUAAAGUUUCCUUGUGACUCAAGUUUACCAUGGAUUCAGUUGAUUAUAGAUUAAAGUUUUUUCACGAGAAAAAGUUUUGCUUUUCUUGAAGUAAAAUUUGUGGAUAAAAGUGGAUAAAGGAUUAAACAAGCAUUGAAAUGGUCUUUAAAUUUUCACUCAUCAUUGGACUGUUGACUCUACUUCCAAGUAAAUAUGCAGCUACUCAAGACAGACCCAAGCCAGAGAUUAAAGUUGACGAUGAAAAGGUUUACAUUGGAUCAGAUGUGACUUUACAUUGCAAAAUCGAUUCUUCCUUUUCCAAUCAGUUUAAAGUUUCUGCUUGGUUUACCGAUGAUGGUUUGAUAUUUCUUGCUCCAACCUUGUCAUCAAUUUCAACUGCAUCAACUAUAUCAAGCGACUCUGCAGCCGCUGUCAUGACGAAAUGGAGACAAAUCAUUUUAUCAAAUGGCAAUCUUUACAUUUAUAAUAUAACAAGACGUGAUUUAGAUAGAAAGUAUCGUUGUCAAGUCCAAGAUUUGCUAACUGGAGCAAGAAUUGACUCAGUCAAUUGGGCUACUUUGUCAUUAAUAGGACCUUCUAAAAAUACCUCACCAAUUAUUCAUUCUGAAAGAUUGAGCAACAAGUAUAUUCAUGCAGAGGAAGGUGAUAUUUUACUUAUAAAUUGUCCAAUAAUUGGUUUUCCUCGACCAGACAUAAGAUGGUUUAAGCAUACAGUGACUACUGGUUCUGCUGGUGGCUAUACCAACACAGAGCAACAACUUCCUGGCUCAUCACAUCUCUAUCCGGAAUCCAUUAUGUUUAUACCUCGUCUAACAUUUCGAGAUUCCGGAAAGUAUCAAUGUUCUGCAAACAAUUCAUUUGGCCAAAAUCAUUUUGAACUAACUUUAUUUCUCAAGAGAGACAUCCGAGUUGCCAUUACAAGUAACAAUCCUGAACCCGCAAUUGGUUCCGAUGUGACAUUCAAUUGUAGCCUUAUUAUCACUCCCAGUUAUGAUAAAAACCUGGCUCAAUAUUCAGACAUUAUUCGUGAAGUGAAAUGGCAUAAAAACAUGAGCCAACUUUCAAACGACAAUAGGAUUGCAAUUAAAGACGCUCAUCAAAUGACAAUACACUCGCUCAAUUUUCAUGACAAUGGCAUUUACCAAUGUUUCAUAAAGACUUAUCAAUUUGAAGAAGUGCACCACGAGAAAUGGUACCACUCGAGUAUAACUCUUAAAAUUCCGGAAAAAGCUCCGACAUUUGGCACUGUCUUUCCGGAACAGAUAAAGAUCACUGGAACUCAACUAUCUUUAAAAUGUUCCGCUUUCGGUUCGCCCAUUCCAACAAUAAAAUGGCGAAUUGAUGGUAAACAUGUUGAUAAUGGUUUCGCUCGAAGUAAUGUUUAUGGUUAUUUGACAGCGGAUAGAAAGGGAUUCACAUCAUUUCUUAAUAUAUCAUCUUUAACAGUUCAGGAUGCUGGAACUUAUGAAUGCAUUGCAGAAAAUUCUGUCUCAUCAGUUUCCCAUCUAUCUCGAAUUGAUAUCAUUGGUCCGCCUGGUAUCAAGCCAAUGGACAACAUGACUGCCAUUAUGGGGCAAACAUAUCAGCUUUACUGUCCUUACACUGGAUAUCCUGUAGACGAAGUUUACUUCACAAAAAAUAAUCGACGCUUGCCUUUUGAAGAAAGACAUAUUCACGUUGGUCUGGGUAAGAUCAACAUUUUAUCAGUUUCCAAGGAAGACGCUGGGUUUUACAAGUGUAUAGUUUCCUCACUCAAUGGUGAACGAUAUGAAAGUAAUCUUUAUCUUCAUGUUGUUGCACCACCAAUAUUGAGUCCAUUUUCGUUUCCAACCAGUCUCGAGGAAGGAAUGAGAAUAUCAAUAAUGUGCUCAGUUAUAUCGGGCGAUCCACCGAUAACUAUUGCUUGGCUUAAGAAUGGGCUUCCAUUGGCUGACCGAAGUGAACCCAAUCCGUCAAUUCACAUUGUCUCACUUACUGAAUACGUUUCCUCACUCAUUAUUGAAAAUCUCAACAAGACUGACUCGGGCAACUAUACUUGUUCAGCUUCCAGUUUACACUCUUGGACCAGUUACUCUGCUCAAUUGACUGUCAAAUCAAAGCCUCAUUUUACACUUACUCCAAGUGGUCGUAUUGCCACCACCGAGAUGCCCGUACUGUUCAACUGUCAAGCCGACGGUGUUCCAAGUCCAGUUAUAAGGUGGAAGUUUCAACGUUCUGCCACGCAAACAAGUGAACCUGUUGCAAUACUGAGCAGUCCGCGAGUCCAUGUGCUCGAGAAUGGAUCACUUCACAUACGAACAGUUUCCCUUGAUGAUGAGGGAACCUAUCUGUGUGAAGCUUCCAACGGCUUGGGCAAGUCAAUAUCAGUCUCAGCCUUUCUCAAGGUCCAUGAACCUCCAAAAAUCCGUCCAGUUACUUCCAAGUCGAUAGUGAAGCGCAGCGAGAGAACCGAGUUAAUCUGUCAAGCAUCGGGUUCUCUGCCAAUGGUUAUUGAAUGGUUUAAAGAUGGUUACCCACUGAGUCAGGGUAGUGAUGAGGGCAACUUGCACACUUCAACCAGUUACUCUUCCAAUUAUAACCUGCGUGAAGAAGACGAUGCAAAGUAUAAAGUUUCCAUCUUGACUAUUCAUUCGGCAACCCGUAACGACUCUGCCUUGUACAUUUGUAAUGCAAUCAACUUUUACGGGUCCGCUAAAACGAUUGUCAAAGUAAUUGUCCAAGAACCUUCUGAUCCACCGGAUAACCUGAGAGCAACUCAAAUAAAAAGCAACUCGCUGACAGUUACUUGGACUGUUCAUCAUACUGGAAACUCACCCAUUCUUGGUUUCAUCAUCGAGUACAGAACUGCAUCUGAAACUUGGUCUUCUGGGAAAACUUUGUACAUUAGUGAAAGUUCAGCCAACUCAAUUAUAAUCACAGAUCUUUAUCCAUCAACAUCAUAUUAUCUGAGGAUUUCUGUGGAAAAUGCUAUUGGUCGAAGUGAAUUUAGCCAAGAAUUGUUUUUCAUAACUCGAAUGGAAGCUCCAAAAGUUGUGCCUGAAAACAUUACCGCAGUGCCUUUAGAUUCAAAAUCUGUUCGUAUAAGUUGGAUUAUUCGGGAUUCCCUCGAAACGGGUGAGGGUAAACCUCGAAAGGGAGUAAUUGAAGGCUUUUACAUUGGCUAUAAAAUUGCUUCAACACAAGGAUCAUUUACUUAUAGCACCAUGCACCUGCCUGACCCUAACGAGUCUGUCAACUCUGGCAACUCAGUGACGGAAAGCUUACUCAAUGUGCCAUCUUAUGAAGAGUCAACCAACAGAAUUGGUUACAAUUCAAACUUUAACCAAGCGAAAGAAAUGAAGAAAUAUCAAACUGUCAUUUCUUCCCUGAAAAAGUCGACCAAAUAUGCGAUAAUUGUUCAAGCAUUCAACAAAGAAGGGGAAGGUCCAUAUUCAGACCAAAUUGUUGUGGAAACUUUUGCAAAUGAUCCACCAAAAGCACCCAAAUUGUCCUUUGAAAGUUCAACCAGUGGCAGUGCCUCACUUACUUGGUCACUUGGUUAUGCUGAAGCCGAUUCAAUUCACGGUUUCAUUUUGAGCUUUCGUUGUGACAAGUUUGAAAAGGAAGAAGUUUAUGAUGACAUUAGACUGCCCAAGAUUUAUCGACGUUACCUUUUAUCAAAUUUACUUUGUGGAACCAAAUAUUCGGCUCGAAUGUGUGCCUUUAAUGAAGUCGGUAAAGGUGAGCCAAGCAAUGAAAUUUUCUUCAAAACCGAAGGAACAGCUCCAAUUGCUCCAGAUAAAAAUUCAUUCAUUACGAGUAACAUUACCAUGGUUACUUUAUGGUUAACCAAUUGGUCUGAUGGUAAAUGUCCGAUUGACUAUUUUGAGGUUCAAUACAAACCUCAAUAUCAACCUGAAUGGAUUCUUCAUUCCAAUCGAAUUCUUCCCAAUCUUGAUCGAAUCGAUAUCAGAGAAAUGUUGCCCGGAACCUGGUAUGAUUUACUUGUGACGGCUAAGAAUGAAGCUGGUCCAACCGAAGCCAAAUAUCUGGUUGCCACUCUCGACAUAACUGGAGCCACAGUUGCCCCUUUACUUUACAAUGACUCUAAAUCACUGGUCGAAGGAUUGAUGAUUUUGGUUCCCUCAAUAAGUGCCAUUAUUGUUCUCAUUUUGGUUGCCCUAUUCGCCAUUUACAUAGUCUUUUUGAGACCUCAACGUGAAACAAUUCAAAGUGACCUUUAUGGGACUCACCAGGGUGCUGAUUCAGUUUCCCUUCAUUCAUAUAAUAAGGCAAUCAAAGGUGAACCUGUCUAUGAACACCAGCGAGCCUAUUGUACAUCCCUUUAUUCAACAGGAAACAAUGAGAAUCUUGAGAUUCGAGAUAAUCCAGGUCAAUUAUGUUCAAUGGAGGACGAGUAUCGUUUUGUUAUUGAUAAUCGGAUUCCAAGGAAAGGGGUUUACGAUCACAUUUAUGAUGUACCUCAUCGUCAGCAGAAAAUUUUCACAGCACUUCAUUAAUACCUGUGAAUGUGUCCUUUCCUUAUUGUUGCCUCUCUGGGCAUUUUUUAUCCUGACAAAUGUACAAUCGUUACAAGAUGAAAGCUCAAAUGUAAUUAUAAAAAAAGGAGCGAAAUAGAGAAAAAUAAGUGUCUUUUUCUCACUCUUUUACCCAUAGUUUAUCAACAUGGAAUGCAAAUUUCACAAAAGAUUAACUUUUUCUUUUAUUUAAUUUCAAUGUACAAAAUUGAUUAAACUGUUCAUUCGAAUGCAAAAUUGUAUAUUUUUGGUAACGAAUUAAAAAGAAUGAAACAUUGUCGCUUCUCA